AUGAGAAAAGACCUAUUUGCAUAUAUAGGAAUAUAUGGUAUAUCUUACACCAGCCUCUUUCUCCCGGCUGCCAUUGAGGACCGGAAGUGUCUUCGGAGAACCAAACGGACUGAGCCCUUUGCGCUCGCCUGGCCGUCCGCCGCUCCGGCGGACCCAGCCCCGCGCGUGCGCACGGCGGCGCCCGUCCCUCUUCCCAGAAUGCACCGCAAGAACCCGCGAGUGAGGCGGAAGUGCUGGGCGAGGAUGGGGCCAAGAUGGCGCCUGGCGCUCGGGGCGCUUUUGGGAUUCGUGGUUGCCCCUCCGUGGUCGGCCGAGGUGGUGCCUGAGAACGACGGAAAAGGCCCAGCCAGCUUGCUGGGCACCACCCCAUGUUGGCAGAGAGAGGAUUUCGUGGUGACGACGCAGUGCGCUCCCUGCACGAGUUUUCAGAUUAAAACCAUGUCAGAGUGCAGCGUCACCGGUUUUGUCGAGCAGAUCCACUGCGGGGCCUCCAAGAAGGGAGAAUUCAAGAGCUGCCGCUCCAUGGAGUUGGAGACGCGGAUCUUCUGGAAGUUUGAGGGCGCCAUGCUCGGCGCGGCCGCCGUCUUUGCCCUGCUGGUGGUCUGCCGGCAGCGGGUGCUGGACGGAAAAGCCUUGGAGAAAGUGCGCAAGCAGAUCGAAUCCAUCUAGCCGCAGGGGGACGGCCUUGCUUCGGCAAACCAAGGCGGAGAGCGACGGAUCGGAAGCCCCCGUGCGGAGGAACGGACCGGCAUCGUGGCCCUGGUCAAAAUCGCCUUCCUCUGCUCUCCACCGCCAGGGAGGGCUGCUCCCACGUGGACCGGGGGGCGCUUCAAUCUUCAGGGUGGUGGCGAAACGCGGGUGCCUCUCCUGCUUUGGGAAGACACGUGGCCUUGGCCCCCCUUCCCGGAUCCUUCCUCUCCGAGCCCGAUCUGGCCUUCCAAUCGUGCAGCUCUAACCCUUUUCUGGAACUUUGACCCGUUGCUGUGCUUUAAGCCUCAUUGCUGGACGUUUGUCGUUCGGACCAAGCCAGCCUCCUCCGUCGCUUCUCUGUUCCAGCCCUGGGGGCGAAUCGGUUUCCUCUCGCUUGUGAUUAAAGACUUCCCCGUUGAGCGUC
Candoia aspera is the source of this 1114-nucleotide messenger RNA. It is a transcript of the gene JTB, whose product is annotated as jumping translocation breakpoint. Gene Ontology annotation, cellular component: cytoplasm; centrosome; spindle. The record is from RefSeq and is a predicted model, not a curated record. Gene Ontology annotation, biological process: mitotic cytokinesis. The transcript has 5 exons. Bases 1 to 669 code for a protein of 222 amino acids. Lineage: Eukaryota; Metazoa; Chordata; Lepidosauria; Squamata; Candoiidae.